CAAUUCCAUUUGCUGUUUCUUCAAAUCUCAUUCACAGAUAGUGUCUUGUCCAUGAGAGCUCCACCGUUUGCUGCAUCAAGCAUACUUCUCUCCAUUGGAGCAAGGCCUUCAUAGAAGUACUAAAUAAGCAGUUGGUCACUGAUCUGAUGGUGUGAACAGGUUGCGCGUAGCUUCUUGAAUCUCUUCCAGUACUUAUAGAGGCUUUCUUGGCUGAACUGUUUGAUGCCACUGAUCUCUUUUCUUAUUGUGGCUGUUCUAGAAGCAAGGAAGACCUUCUCCAAGAACAUCCUCUUCAUGUCUAUCCAGCAAGUGACAGACCCUAGCUGCAGGUAAUAUAGCCAGUCUUUCACUGCACCAUCUAAGGAGAAUGGAAAGGCCUUCAGCUUGAUGUGGUCUUCGGGAAAUGCUUGAGGCCUCAUUGUUGAGCAGACUAUGUGAAGCUCCUUUAGAUGCUUAUGAGGGUCCUCACCUGCACUACCAUUAAACUUAGGCAACAAAUGGAUUAGACUAGAUUUUAACUCAAAUGAAGCAUCUAUAUCAGGAUAUUGGAUGCUUAAGGGUUGGUUGGCUUCCGCAGAUUUUCUUGAAUUUGGACAGGAGUAUGAUGUGAAAAAAGAGUUGGAUGAGCUUAAGAAGACAAUUGAAUCUAUCAAUGAUGUCCUCCUUGAUGCUGACCAUAGACAAGAACAAGUUCGUGUGCGUAAUUGGAUAUCUGACUUCAAAGAAGUACUCCAUGCUACAGAUGACUUCUUAGAUGACCUUGCUAUCGAAUUUAGGAGAGACAAAUUGGGUGCAGCCGAAGGAAAAGAAAUAAACAGGGUACUUCGUUCCAUUUCAUCUUCAAAUCAACUUCCUUUAUACAAUGAAAUGCCUGGCAAAAUUAAGGAAAUACGAGAAAGUUUUAACGGUGUGGUAAAAGAAAUGAAGGAUUUGAAUUUAUACCCAAGAUCUGUUGUGGUCAAGCAAACUGAUAGUGGAUGGAGGGAAACAUGUUCUUUUGUGUUAGAGACAGAUAUCAUUGGAAGAGAUGAUAAUAAAAUGGAGAUUAUUAAUCUGUUGAGACAACCUCAUGAAAACCAUAAAGUUUCUGUGAUUGCCAUUGUUGGCAUUGGUGGCUUGGGGAAGACAGCUCUUGCUCAAUUAGUGUAUAAUCAACAGGAAUUGCAGGAAUUUUUUGAAAUGCAAAUGUGGGUGGGUGUCUCUGAUGUAUUUGAUGUGAAAACUAUUCUGAAGAAAAUAUUAGAAUCAAUUACUGGUGACCAAGUUGAAGACAAGUUAUCAUUAGGCAACUUGCAAAGAAAACUUCAUGAAAAAAUAGGUGGUAAGAAAUAUUUGUUGGUCCUGGAUGACAUUUGGAAUGAGAGACAUGACAAAUGGGCUGAAUUGAGAAAGUAUUUGAUGUGUGGUGCCCAAGGUAGUAAGAUUUUAGCGACAACUCGAAGUGAAAAUGUAGCAAAGUCAAUGACUACUAGCACUUCCUAUCGUUUGAAAGGUUUGACGGAUGAAGCAUCGUGGAGUUUGUUAAAGAAUAUUGCAUUUGAGGAUGAUUCCGAAGGAGUGAAUCAAAAUCUAGAAUCAAUGGGGAAAGAAAUAGCCAAAAAAUGCAAAGGGGUUCCACUAGCAGUUAAAACGCUGGGAGGCCUGUUACGGGGACAAAAGGAAGAAAGGGAAUGGGAGAAUGUUUCACGUGGUGACUUCUGGAAAUUAUGCGAAGAGCAGGAUAGUAUUAUGCCAAUUCUAAAACUCAGUUACCGCAACUUGUCGCCAGAAAUGAGACAAUGUUUUGCUUAUUGCUCUUUAUAUCCCAAGGAUUCAGAAAUUCCGAAGGAUGAGUUGAUUCAGUUAUGGAUGGCACAGGGUUACCUUAAAUGUUCAACCGAAAAACAGCACAUGGAGGAUGUUGGUAUUCAAUUUGUAAAGAUGUUUUUGAUGAACUCAUUUUUUCAGGAUGCAGAGAGUGAUGAAUACGGUGAGAUCAUUAGUUUCAAAAUGCACGAUUUAAUGCAUGAUCUUGCAAUGCUGGUAGCUGGCAAUGAUUAUUGUUACUUGGAUAGUAAGGCAGAAAAAGUUGAAGGUAGAUCCAUGCACGUGUCAUUGGAAUCUGAUGUGAACAUUAAUGUGUUGAAAUGGUUAGAUCCGAGCAGGCUGCGAACUUUGAUUUUCCUACCGUAUCACUUCGAAAAGGAGGAAUAUUUGUCUGUUAUUGCAAAGUUCAAAUACUUGCGUGUCUUGAGGACGCAUUGUCUCUCUGAUUCCACUGAAAAUUUGAAGCAUUUAAGAUACCUUGUUUUAACAGAAAAUACAAGUCUUCCCAAAUCUAUGAGCAAUCUUGUUUUCCUUCAAACAUUAAAAUUGAAAGAUUGCGAUGAAGAAUCAUUUUCAGAAGUAGUCACAAAGUUAGUCAAUUUGAGGUGCCUUGAUAUUGCUUAUUAUGACACCGUGUGUGGGAUGGCAGGGUUCGGAAAAUUAUCCUCAUUGCAACUCUUAUCGACCUUUGGUGUGGGAGACAACAGCCAAGAAAUAAAACAUGGCACACUAAAUGAACUGAAGGACUUAAACCUCAGAGGCCGAUUAGAAAUUCAGCAUCUCAAUUGUGUCAGAGAAGUGGCUCUGGAAUCUCAGGACAUAAAUUUGAAAAAAAAAAAAUUCCUUCAAUCCUUAACUCUGGACUGGUGGUAUGGAGACCUCUGUAACAGUGACAGCUUGCAAUUAUUGGAAAACCUUCAACCCCACCGUAAUCUUAAGCAAUUGGAGGUGAAUCAUUAUCCAGGCGUGCUUUUCCCAAAUUGGAUUUCUCUCCUCACGAAUGUUGUUGACAUCACUCUCUCUGCUUUUGAUAAUUGUCGCUGUCUCCCUCCGUUGGAACGUCUCCCGUCCCUGAAGUCACUUAACAUACAGUUUCUUCGUGAAUUGGAAUACAUAGAUCUCUACGAGGAUGGUUUUGCAGUAACCUUCUUCCCCUCUUUGGAGAGCCUCACAUUAUUUCAUUGUCCCAAGCUCAGGGGAUGGCGGAGGCGGGGAGACGAUAUCAAUGAUUCACAUAAUCUCUCCUUACCUCUUUCAUUUCCUCAUCUUUCUCGACUGGAAGUCUCUAAAUGUCCACAGUUGACUUGGAUGCCUACUUUUCCAAACGUUAAGGAUUUAAUAUGGUGUCACAGCAGUGCAGAGCCAUUAAUAGGAACACUAAACACAACAGCGUCAACAUGUUCAGCUGACUCAUCUUCCUCCGCUGCUCCUCUUUCCAUGCUCAAACAAUUGAGCUUAUCUGAUCCUAUGAAUUUAACAAAGGGUUGGAUGCAAAAUCUGACUUCUCUCGAGUCUCUUCAAAUUCAAUGGUGUGACAGUGAAACACUUGGGGAAUUUGAAACUUGGUUUAAGGACGACACCAACUGCCUUCCUUCUCUGCGACAAUUUUCAUUAUAUUAUUGUCAAUGGCUAGAGGCUUUGCCAGAUUGGAUUUGCAACCUCUCAUCGCUUCAGGAGAUCACAAUCUCAUUGUGCCCAAAAUUGGCAUCGCUGCCCGAAGGAAUGAGUAGUCUUACCAACUUAAAGAUCUUUGAGGUCUGGGAGUGUUCCCUCUUACUUGAAGAAUGUCUAACAGAGACAAGUGCUGUUAGUCGCCAAAUCGCACACAUCCCACAUAUUAUCCUUAGCGAUUAGUGAUGAUAAAGGUACUGAUCUAAUGCAUAUUUAUUUAGUGUAAACGUCGUGUAUUAUAUUUGCUUUGCUAAUAAAAUACUUUUAACUAGUUUUUGAGUUAGUGUUCAUUUAUUUCAAACAUAAAUACAAAUUAUGCUAAUCAUAUUAAUUUUUA
Molecule: messenger RNA, 3814 nt
Organism: Abrus precatorius (Indian licorice)
Lineage: Eukaryota; Viridiplantae; Streptophyta; Magnoliopsida; Fabales; Fabaceae
Product: putative disease resistance protein RGA3
Exons: 3
Coding region: 550-3660 (1036 amino acids)
Biological process (GO): defense response to other organism
Molecular function (GO): ADP binding
Source: RefSeq, a predicted model, not a curated record